AUCCAUUGUUUGCAUUGUGUUACCUCUGCUUUACGUGGUUGUCACUUAUGAGAUCGUGAAAUGUUGAUGAAGGACGUGGCAUACGUUUGACGUGACUCACGUAGGAUUGUGUUUCUGACGUCUGCAUUCUGAAGCUUUGAAUUUUAUUUGUUAAAUCAAAAGAGAAUGGGUUUGACAAUUUCGAGCGUUUUCAAUAGGCUAUUCGGGAAAACUCAGAUGAGGAUACUGAUGGUUGGGUUGGACGCCGCUGGAAAGACGACAAUUCUGUACAAACUGAAGCUCGGAGAGAUUGUGACCACAAUUCCUACUAUUGGCUUUAAUGUGGAGACCGUUGAGUACAAGAACAUCUGCUUUACGGUGUGGGAUGUCGGCGGCCAGGACAAGAUAAGACAACUGUGGCGUCACUAUUUUCAGAACACUCAGGGGUUGAUCUUCGUGGUGGAUUCGAACGACCGCGGACGGAUAGAGGAAGCGGAGAAGGAACUGCAGAACAUGAUGCAAGAGGACGAGCUGAGAGACGCAGUGUUGCUGGUGUUCGCGAACAAGCAGGAUCUGCCCGAGGCGAUGAGCGCGGCGGAGCUGACGGACAAACUCGGCCUCAACCACCUCCGAAACAGGAAGUGGUACAUACAGACCACCUGCGCCACUCAGGGCCACGGCUUGUACGAAGGUCUGGAUUGGUUGUCGAAUGAACUCUCCAAGAAGUAAAACUAACAUUCCUCUCUGUUGAGUAUGAGACUGUGCAAUGUGAAGCGCUAAGUAAACAUUGUGUGUGUGUGUCUGAGUGAAGACAUAUUGAUAGUUUACGUUAUCAUCAAAAGACUAGGGCUGACGAUCAUCAGUGUAAGUUACUUUAUGCAUUGGAGGUUCGUGUAUAUCUCUCAAGUUCUUUGUGCUUAACAUUACAUCGCAUGGAUUUGAACAUAACCAUCUUAAACUGGAUGCACCACUCAGCAACUAUUGACCACGAAAAGUGUAUUGCACUCAUAUGUUGUUUGCUGGUGGGAAUGAACUCAUUUGGUGCUGACAGAAAGUGUAAUUGUAUGACACUUUAUAUCUUAAUGUCUGGACACAAUCAACUUAAAUUUAACACAUGGCCGAAGGCACUUAUGAAACACAAAACUAGCACAGGCAUCUGGCUACAACGGACAUAAACUUAACUUCUUUUCUUUGUUUAUGAUGGUUGUUUUAGCGGAGCUAUUCUAGAACUCGAUACCAUACCAUGUUUACGUCAUUUACACUUACAUCGUUACCAUCCCUACUUUCUUUUGGGGAAAGUGCGGAAAAUAGGGGUUUUGGGCGGGGAACAUUGUAUUCCUUAUUUUUCGCUUAUGUAAUUUUCUUAUAAUCAUUAUUUCCCAUCAACUAAAUAUCAAUAUCACAAUUUUGAUCAUAUGUUUCACAUUUUUAACAUAAUCAAAUACUGGUAUUGUGAAGUACAGUAUACUGUAUCUUCACGAUACCUAAAAUAUAAUUUUUUGUACAUUGUUCACACAUUUAACUAUUUAAAUUCCAGUAUCGCAAAAUAGAGUACACCGAGAUACCUAGGUUUUUUUAUACAUUUUUUCACACAUUAAAAACUACACAGUUAUCAACAUUUGAAAACCUACUUCCCCUACAGUUUUUUUCCUCGCAUAUGAAGCUUCCUCAACUGGAGAUAUCACAUUCUAGAACUGACCCGUUUUAGCCUUUAAGAAAUUAAUGCUGCAGUGUAAAUAGGGCCUAUAUGAAAAAAUUGCAUUUACUGAAUAAAAUCUAUAAAAGCAAAAAUAAAGGUUUUAUUUUUUCUAAGUGUGCCGUGAUUUCAGCAAAACUUCGUUGUCAGAACAUAAUAAACAAAAGAAAAUAAAAAAAUAUUCAUCACAAUUUAGUUAACUCACACAUUUUGUUAUUUAUUAAAUAAAGUUUUAUAAUGACAUCAUAGUAGAACGUUCAGAGUUUUUUAUUGGCCGAAAACAUAGAAUUAAGCAAGCAUCAAACCUAGAGUGAACUCUAUCUACUUACUAAUUCUGGACUUAUGUAAUUCUUAUCAUAAUGUGUAAUUGUAGUGAGUCGGAUUAGAUUUCAGGAAGGCCAACUGUUUUGUAUAAUACUGGGUUGUGUAAAUGAAAUGCAAAUGUUGAUUGUAUCCAGGCUUUUAAUGAUAUGUUAUUGCUUCCUUGCCUUUUUGCUUGAACAACCUUCACCCAUUUCUUGUUAUUUGUUUGUACAUUAUGUGCCUUGUGGGUAAAUGUGCAGAACAGCUGCCACUUUAAAUUUAAUGUACCAGAAAUCCCUGUGUUGUGUUAAAUGUUUGUAGUACUGCACAUUUUCACUUCAAAUAUUAUUUGAAUUACUAAUGUUAAUUCUUAAAAAAUUGUGUUUGUGAGGUUAGUGAAAAUGAUAGUUAGGAAGUUUAAUAAGUCUAUUAAGAACAGUGGCAUAAUGUAAAUGUUAUUUGCCUGACUAGAAAUUUUGAAGUGGUAAUGGUCUAGAAUUGGUUGAUGAUGAAAAUAAAUUUUAGAAUAUGAGGAGAAAAA
This is a messenger RNA of Bacillus rossius redtenbacheri, 2519 nucleotides long. It is a transcript of the gene Arf102F, whose product is annotated as ADP-ribosylation factor 2. NCBI's taxonomy places the organism in Eukaryota, Metazoa, Arthropoda, Insecta, Phasmatodea, Bacillidae. The coding region runs from base 166 to 708 and encodes 180 amino acids. Gene Ontology annotation, cellular component: cytoplasm; plasma membrane. The record is from RefSeq and is a predicted model, not a curated record. The transcript has a single exon. Gene Ontology annotation, molecular function: GTP binding; GTPase activity. Gene Ontology annotation, biological process: intracellular protein transport; vesicle-mediated transport.